AGGAUGUAUCCAAUUCCGAGGUGGACCAGCACACCAUCGUCCUCACCGGACAGCACGUGCGAAAGCAUGACCUAAAAAUAUCGAAUGCCGUCCUUUGUCGUUUUGCUGAAUUCAGUCCGCGUUUUCGGCCUUUUGUCUGCGUUGGAACUGCAAACCCAAGUGGCACGCACUUCAACAAAUUCCCAUUCAUUCCGCAACCUCUCAUCCCCAUUCCCUCUGUCCUCCCUUCCCCCCCUCUAAUGGACUCUCAGUCCACCGCCACCGCCACGGCCACCGCCAUGCAGGACCGCUUCGGGUGCUGCUUCCGCAACUGGAUGGCGCAACAACACCGCGACCUCGACGAGCUCCUGCGGGCGGUCUCCACUGACUCGGGCGACGCCGAGAAGCUCAAGUGCCUCGCCGGAAAGAACAUCCAGCACUUCCGGGACUACCUCGAGGCCCGAUCGCAGCUCGCCCAGCACGACGCGCCUUCCUUCUUCUGCCCGUCCUGGCGCACCUCCUUCGAGAACUCCUUCCUCUGGAUCGGCGGUUGCAGGCCGACUAUGGCUAUCAGGCUGGUGUACUCCAUCUCCGGAUCGGACCUCGAAGCUCGGCUCGCUGGCGGAGGGACAGGAGGCGAUGACAACAGCAACAGCAGCAGCAUCAAUCUCGGCGAGGUAUCGGCGUCCCAGCUGAGAUCGAUCAACGAAUUGCACAUCAAGACGGUGAGGAUGGAGGAGAAGCUUUCGAGCCGGAUGGCCAGCAUGCAGGAGGAGAUCGCCGACGAUCCGCUGGCACUGAUAGCGAAGUGGAGCGGGAGAGCCGGGGAGGAGAGCGAGUCGGUGGAGAGGGUGAUGAAGGGCCACGAGCUGUCGCUGGCGCGGGUGCUGACGGAGGCGGACGAGCUGAGGUUGGAGACGCUGAGGGAGCUGGUGGAGGGGAUCCUGACGCCGCUGCAGGCGGUGGAGUUGCUGGUGGAAAUGACGAAGCUUCACCUCUCAAUCCACGAGUGGGGGAAACGGAGGGACUCCGUUCUCGGGAAGGUCUGAGGCGAAUCAAUCCGUUGUGGGUUUUUUCAUCCCGCUGUUCCUCAAGCCGCAUGCACGGGCACGUA
Rhodamnia argentea is the source of this 1093-nucleotide messenger RNA. RefSeq names its product protein DOG1-like 1. Gene Ontology annotation, biological process: DNA-templated transcription. The transcript has 2 exons. The record is from RefSeq and is a predicted model, not a curated record. The coding region runs from base 240 to 1028 and encodes 262 amino acids. NCBI's taxonomy places the organism in Eukaryota, Viridiplantae, Streptophyta, Magnoliopsida, Myrtales, Myrtaceae. Gene Ontology annotation, molecular function: sequence-specific DNA binding.